Oldenlandia corymbosa var. corymbosa is the source of this 3849-nucleotide messenger RNA. Lineage: Eukaryota; Viridiplantae; Streptophyta; Magnoliopsida; Gentianales; Rubiaceae. The record is from the annotation of a GenBank genome assembly.
AUGUUUCGGUGUGGUCUUGCCUCCGUCGGAGGAGAAAUUGGUGUUAUGUAUGGCGGUUUGCGGCGGAUAACUCCUUGUUUGUACCCGGCGCUACUAGAUCUAUGGAGACGCAUGUGCGGAGUUUUGGGAUGCCUUUGUUUUUUGAUUGAUGUAUUGGCUUGGCUGCAUUUGUUUGGCGUCCUUUCCUCUGCCUUGAUUUGUGGAUUUGGGAUUUCUAAGACGAGGAAGGCAGCUAGGGGUCCUCUGUUCAAGAUCCCUUUAUUUGGUGGCCUUUUUGGUGGAUCCUUCACCAAGACUCGCUUUUGUACUUGCCCUGGAAGUUUAGCCUCAUCGUUGGAAUAUAGUAAGAAGAGAAAGAAACUUGCAGAAGCUUCUUGCAAGACCUGUGGUGGCAGAUUUGCAGUUGAUGGAAUAGGAGCUAUAUCUAGAAACAUGGUGGGAACUGUGGGCUUGGAAGUUACAAGUUCUAUCAGUCCAGAACUUAACUGGAAGACUGUGACCAAAGGAAAGCGAUCAAGGAAGGCAGUUGCGAGAUGCAUGAAUCGAAGUUUAGAUUUGUCCCAUAAUAGCCCUAAGAGGGUGGGAGACUUCUCUGGAUCAGACUCGGACAAGUUCGGUGAGACAGGAAAUGGGCAAUCCUUAUCUGAUAAAGCAGAAUAUAUACCUCUGAAGAAGAGGAGGCACUUCCUUCGGUCCCCAUCUCCAUCUUCUCGGCCGCCAUUAUGUGGUGCUGAGCCAAUGUCACCCCAAGUGUUAACUCCCUCUUCAGAAGACCUUCUCUCUGAUCAUAAUGGUUCAUCUGGGUCAUACACCAAUGGGCGUGUAGGUGCUUUUACAAGCUGUUUGGAUAAAGUCCCUGGACAUAUAAUUGGAGGAUUUGAUAGUUCCGAUAAUUUUGCUGGCAUUGCACUCCUUGCAGCUGCUGCUUGCUUUAAUAAUAUAGACGAAGAUGCUUUUGUUGAUAAGCUGGAUGCUACUGAAGUUUCUUCUGCCCCUCAGAAAUCUGAUGACAUGUCCUUACCCCAGAUAGAGAGUAUGCAUUGUUCAGAAUCAGGGAAACAGGUGUCUAGUAUUGAAAAUAAGGAUUGCUCGCUUGUGGUAGGCUCUGUUGAUGGUUCUCAUAGUUCAUAUGAGAGUAAAGAAUUAGUGUCCGGAAAAUCUGCUUCUCCAAAGAUUGAUAGACUGCAUUGGGACCUCAACACUCCAAUGGAUGCUUGGGAUCAACCUAACAGUGAUGGCAAUGGCAAAGAUGUUAGCGAGGAAAUCAUCCUUCCUGAUAAAGAAGGAUGUGAAAUUGAGAAGGUUGCUAUAAAUAAAAGGAAUGAUGCGGAACCUUGUCUGCCUCCAAUGAAAAUUGAGAAUGCUGCUGUUGGUACUAUUUCAAAAUUGGAGGAAAAUGAUUCUAAAGAAUUAUAUUGCAAUGAUGGAAUUGGCAUGAAACCGAGUACACUCAGCAUUUUUAAUGGAGUUUCCAGGGGGGCUGUGCAUUCUUCUUCUGCUGAUUCAGGCAGGAAUGAGCUUGUAAAUUCUCCAAAAGCUGAAUCAUGUCAUUCAUCAGAAGUUUCGGGUCGAUGCCAAGACACAAAAUCUGACACUAUGGGUGGUGCUCAUAUUGAAGACAAGUGUAAAGAUGCUGAUGGCUUGUCAUUGUCAAAUCCUUCUGACCAUAAUGCUGCCUUCAAAGACGAUUCAGCCUCAGACAAGCUUGCUGGUGGAUGUGAUGGUCAUAUGGAAUUUGCUGAAGGCUGUUUAAAGACUUGCGAAUUGCCUGAUGGUAGCAUGGGGAAAGAGGUUUGUUUAGACAGCUGUCAAGCUCUGGAAGCGGAAAACUCUGAAAGUGGGUUGUGCAAUGAUCCUCAUCCAUCUUCUAAGCAUAGUACCGCUCCAAUCUCUACUGGAGGGGGGUCGGAUGUAUCUUGUGAUGCUAAGGAAGACUCUGUGAAACUUGUUAGUGGUAAUUUGGGAACAGAUGCUGGAGAAGAUGCAAGCUCCAAGGGGAUCCUUGCUGAGCACGAAGAUCCUAAUUUAUCCAAUGGAGGGUCUGAAAAAAUUAACACGAUGGAUGGAUCAGGUUAUGAUUCUCCGUAUGAGGAUGGAGAAUUGAGGGUGUCUGUCUUCAACUUUGAAAAUGAGCUUGAGGAUGGGGAACAAGAAUGUCUGGAUUAUGAAUCUGAAGGUAGAGUUGGUGGGGGUUCUGAUGCGGGAGAUUCUCCUGACCCAAAGACUAUGGAAGCUGAUGCCGAAGGCACAGACAAGAGCAGUGUAUUGGCUGUACAUGGUAGAGAAACUGAGUUUAUGAAGAGUGGUUUUGGAAGUUCUUUGAGAAGUGGAGAAGAGAAUGAGAAUUCAGAGAAAACUGAGGUCUCUGGAGAAAAAGUAUCAAAUCAAGGAUCUGGAACUACGGAGGAAAGAUUUGCUGAUGUGAUGAUGGUAGAAAGGAAUUAUGAUGUUGUGAGAAGGCUGCAUACUGCUGACCACAUGGAUGUAAAUGAAGAAAUAGGAGAAGUUAGGUCAAGGACAAACAGGGGCAAGUUGCUAUCACGCAUUGAAGGACCUCCAUCUUUAGAUAACACGGAGAAGGAUGUUGCCUAUCGCAGAUCUCGGGAUGUUGGUGAUCCGUAUUUCCGCAAGGAAAGGAAUGGUGCUCCUGAUAGAUUUGUCGCUGGUUAUAGAUCUGAUAAUCAUUACCGAGGAAGAAGAAAUGAAGGGGAUGGUGAGUGUGACUACUGGAACUCAAGAGAACGUUUUUCAUCUGGUUACCGGGGCCCUGAGGGUCGUGGACAAUCCAGGCAGAGAAUUGCUUUUGGCCAAUCUGUUGACAAAUUUGGAGUGGACUCCCACAAUCACAGGCAUCCUUUUAAUUAUGCUUUUCAUGUUGGAAGAGACAGCAGUCCGGAUAGGUUUGCAUCAAGGUUCAGAUCUACUGGUCAGGAUCGUGAUAAGAAUGGAGGAAAUAAUCAGUUGACUCACUGGGGUCCCAGAAUGCGAUAUCCAUAUCAUGGCGCAGAAGACAAUCGACAGACAAGGCCUAGAUGUGUCACUGAUUCUUUUGACAAGUUUGGUGGAUAUAAUAAUUCGUAUGACCGGAAAGAGUCUAUGAAUACUUCUUCAAGAACGAUGCAGGGGCCACCUGACUGGAGGAGAUCUCCCAUUGAUCGUGAUGACUAUCAUCACGGUGGGUUGAGAAGAAAUCCUGGACUGAGCAGCAGAGGGACUAGGGGAGGGUUUAGAAAGUUCUCCGACUAUAGAGGCUUUAGGGAUGAUUAUCACCAGCCUAUGAAUGAGGAGAAUGCUGCUUCUGGGCGGGCACCGCAUUAUGCAUGGAGAGAACAGAAAUUUUUGCCUCACUCUGCUAGAGGGGCUCGUACGUCUUUACCACACAGAAGUUCACGUUCAAGAUCUAGAACACGCUCUCCCCGUCCUUGGCUUCCACUAAGAGAACGCGAUUCAAGACAUCGUAGUAGAUCGCCAGACUUCAGGUCUGAAUCUCAACUGGAGAGAGGGAGGGUACCAUUUCAGAAUCCCAAUUUUGAAGCUGAUUAUGAUGAUAGUUUCGUUUCUCCCCCUAGAGGCCGAUUUUCUCCACAGCGGAAUUUUAGGAGGGCUGAAGACCAGAAUGUUUCAGAUAGCCAUGUGAGGAACAGAAGAUCACCCUUCAAUGGAUAUGGUCAGGGCCAGAGAAUGGAUUCUGUUGGUUUAUCUGGACGAUUAAAGUCAGAUGAUUCGUUCAGGCCCACAUUACGGCCUGGAAGAUUUCCUCCUGUGGCCGGUGUUGGAAGGGGAUGCAAGUUGGAGGAUGGUAAUGAAGAGAAAGCACACGGCGACAACAGAUCUGAGACAGUUCAGUGA